AUGGCCUCUUUCUCUUCCUUCUCAAUCCUUCUCUUCGCCCUGGCUCUUGGCUCCGCCAACGCUCUUGCUCUCAAGGUCAGCAAACUUUUCCAGACAAAAAAGCGAGUGAUAGUUUCAGACUGCCCCAAAACUCACUUCGAACCCGAUCCUCAAGAUCGGCGACUCGCCGCAGGACACCAAAAUCCGCACCGGGGACCGUCUAGAGCUCAGAUGCUCGGUGAUCACUACCCCGAUGGCAAGCAUCUACUGGACCAAGGACGGAGAGCGCGUUCAGGGGGAGACGGCGCCGGACGUGACCGACUUGAUUGCGAAUGAGGGAAAAGAUGUCGGUGUGACCGCGAACAUGGACUCGGUCUUCGUGGUCCCCUGUGCAACCGAGGACGACGCCGGGACCUACGUCUGCCACGCCACCAACAAUCGCGAGACCGUGAAGGCCGAAGCAGAAGUCGUCGUUGGUGAGUAAAUGGAAUCAGAUAAUAGGGAAUAGUGGGUAAUUUCCAGAAGGAGCUCACUCGAAGCACUGCAAGCACCACCACAGACACCCGGCCCCAGUGAUCACCUUCUGGUCUUCGCUCCGCUUCGAACGGCUCGGCAACACCGUCGUGCUCACGUGCCGUUCCGACUCUUCCGUGCACUGGGAAGCGGAUGGAGAACCGAUCGAGGACCCGCGGAUCUCGCAGCUCACGAACGGGGAUCUGCAGAUCGAGGGAGUCGUGAAGGAGGACCAGAAGGAGUACACGUGCGUCGCCAACAACGAAUACGGAGAGCACGCCGUAGAGGUGUACCUCUAUGUGACCGAGAAGAAGAAGAAGCACUGA
Molecule: messenger RNA, 818 nt
Organism: Caenorhabditis sp. 36 PRJEB53466
Lineage: Eukaryota; Metazoa; Nematoda; Chromadorea; Rhabditida; Rhabditidae
Source: the annotation of a GenBank genome assembly